CCAUAGAUAGCAGUACCCAGAUUAUAAAAUUGAAGAGUCUUCAUUAUUUUCCGUUCACUCUUCAAUGGACCUCCCUCCCAUAUAUAACAAACAGUGCUCAGUUUAUAAAAUAGAGCAGUCUCUCAUUAUUUUCCGUUGACUCUUCUAUUCAAAUAUUCCGCUCGAUAAUAAAUGACAAACUAUGGCGCGAUUCCAACGUCGUCUCAUGCAUCACCGUCACCACCGGUGGUCGAUGUCGAGUCUUUAUCGAGCGACAACCAACGUACGAAAGCCGCGCGUGCCAUGCCCCGUCGUCCUUGGGGAGUGAUGUUGGACGUCCACGCCAUAGGGCUUCCUUGCAGCGUCUCCGAUGCUUCAUCAAGAAUCAAAACGAACUGCAAUUACUUUCUGAUGAACUACAGUAUCUUCCUUUCCAUCAUCUACUUGAUAGUCAUCUACAGUGGUCUUAUCAAGCAUCCUGUCUCGCUCAUCGCCUUCACCGUGUUGGUUUCCAUCUAUAUCUUCUUCUUUAACCUCCAGUACCACGAGCCAGUCGAGUUGUUCCAUUAUCAGAUCAACGGUUGGACGUUUCUGAUUGUUAAGAUUUGCUUAAUUUUCUUAGCUGUCCUUCUCCUCUUAUGGACCAAGGAGACGUACAGCUUCCGUUGGCCGUUGUUGAUCGGAUGUGUUGUGAUAUUGAUCCAUACGGUGGUUAGGAAGACGGAAGAUCUCUUCCUGGAUGAAGAGGCUGCGGGGACGACUGAGACUUAUUGGAAUUGGGGUCUCAUACUUGCUCUGUUUCUUCAGAUUUGUUUAGGGUGAGGGAUGAUACGACUUUAGAAGUUUGAAUUGUUACCAUUUGUCAAAACAAUUAGCAGUGUGAUUGAUAAAAUGUAUAAUUUUUUUUUUUUUCACAGAAUGUAUAAAUUAUUAUAU
Brassica oleracea var. oleracea is the source of this 915-nucleotide messenger RNA. RefSeq names its product PRA1 family protein F3-like. NCBI's taxonomy places the organism in Eukaryota, Viridiplantae, Streptophyta, Magnoliopsida, Brassicales, Brassicaceae. The record is from RefSeq and is a predicted model, not a curated record. Gene Ontology annotation, biological process: vesicle-mediated transport. The transcript has a single exon. Gene Ontology annotation, cellular component: endoplasmic reticulum; Golgi apparatus. Bases 172 to 801 code for a protein of 209 amino acids.